GUAUUUGCGAGUCAAAUGAGGUAACAGUAGAUUUAUUUCAAGAGGUUGGAUUUUAUGCAAGAGUUUAACAAGCUAAUGAGCUUAAUGCCUGGGAAGCAUGCCUCCCAGGAGAAACGGGCCAGUGGUGCCGAUCUCUUUACAUGAGUCAGUCAGAGCCUUCGCAACGGACAGACGGCCAGAACCUCCUGAUUAUUGUCAAAUCUUCAGGAAUCGUUUUGACCCAAGCAGCUUGCAGCCAUGAGACAAGAACAAAGCAGCAGCGAUGAGGAGGAUGUGGCUCAGAUUCAGGGGAUGUGCCUCAUUUUCCUGAGGGAAUGUCCCAGCGGCGCCCUGCAUCUACACGAGUUCAAGAAGAUCUUCGGCGUCCAGAGCAGCUCGCCGGAGGACUCCCUCUUCCUCGAGACGAUCUUCCGCUCCUUCGACACAAACCAGGACAACACGCUGGACUUCAUAGAGUACGUCGCCGCCCUUAACUUGAUCUUAAGAGGAAAUCUGGAAGAUCGUCUCAAAUGGUCCUUCAAGAUGUACGACCGGGAUGGGAACGGAAAGCUGGACCGGAACGAGGUGAAGCUCCUCAUAAGGAUUCUUCAUAAAAUCAAACUUCAGAAGAGCGAGGUCGGACUGACUCCGUCCCAGAUCUGUGAUCGGAUCUUUGAUCUCGUUGACAACAACAAUGAUGGUGAGAUAACCCUGACUGAGUUCAUGGAGGGGGCCAAAAAGGACCAGUGGCUCAUGGACCUCCUCAAUCUGGACGUCAACACCCCCGGCUGGGUGACCCAAAACUGCAGGAAGCUCCCAUGAUGCCUUGCAGUGAGAGCAGCGUCUUCAUGAACCCUGCGGUUCUGAACCCCUUUCAGUUUGGAGCUGGACCUCUUAAUGUGGCAGAAGUUCUGCUGGGCCGGUCAGAUAGACGGCGAGUGAUUUCUGUCAUCAGAUACAGACAAAUUAACUGCUAAAUAUCCACAUUUAUCAGGUUUCAUUCUCAGUAGAUUUGCUCUGUUUGGAUAUUUGCUGUUAUUUUUAGAUCUUCAUAGGGAUUCACUGAAGUCAUGAAUAUUUUGAAGAGUCAUUUUAACACUUUUUAAAUUCCUCUGUGGUUAAAACUGAAACCUUUUCAACAUGUUGCAUCCU
Messenger RNA from Xiphophorus hellerii (green swordtail), 1131 nucleotides. Its product is annotated as guanylyl cyclase-activating protein 2-like. The transcript is spliced from 4 exons. Gene Ontology annotation, cellular component: cone photoreceptor outer segment; photoreceptor inner segment. The record is from RefSeq and is a predicted model, not a curated record. Gene Ontology annotation, biological process: visual perception. Gene Ontology annotation, molecular function: calcium ion binding; calcium sensitive guanylate cyclase activator activity. Lineage: Eukaryota; Metazoa; Chordata; Actinopteri; Cyprinodontiformes; Poeciliidae. Bases 238 to 801 code for a protein of 187 amino acids.